Panicum virgatum (switchgrass) is the source of this 2365-nucleotide messenger RNA. RefSeq lists its product as uncharacterized. Gene Ontology annotation, molecular function: protein binding. Lineage: Eukaryota; Viridiplantae; Streptophyta; Magnoliopsida; Poales; Poaceae. The coding region runs from base 112 to 1197 and encodes 361 amino acids. The record is from RefSeq and is a predicted model, not a curated record. The transcript is spliced from 4 exons.
CUUUCGUUAAUUGGUUCCUCAUCCAGUAUUGAGAGGAGGAAGCCUCGCACCGUGGCCACGCCUCGGCCGUCAUCCACGGAUCCACCCGACCACCGACGCCUCUCCAGGCCGAUGGCGGCACAGCUCAUCAAUGGUGACCCCCCUACCGCCACUUCCCUCGCCGACGACCUCCACGCCGUAGCCGAGAUCCUGCUCCGCCUCCCGUCGCCGGCUGCCCUCGUACGCGCUGCGCUCGCCUCGAGGCGCUGGCGCCAGAUCGCCUCGUCCCCCGGGUUCCUCCGCAGGUACCGCUCCCGCCACACGUCGUCGCCCCUGCUCGGCCUCUAUGUCCCGCGCUCGCACGCCGGGCUCCCCUCUUUCCAGCUUGCGGAUUCGGUCCGGUCCGACCGCGCCCUUGCCAAAUUUGUGCGCGCGGGCGAUUUCAAUCUCACCGUCCUCGAGAGCCACCCGGAGUGGCGCCUCCUUGACUGCCACAACAGCCGCCGCCUCCUCUCUAGAGACGAGUCACGCGCCGUGUACAACCCCGUGUCCGGGCACGAACCCUUAUGGCUUCCGCUUCCGCAAAAUAGUCCCCUCGAAGGCACCUUCAUUUCUGAAUGCUUGUUGCAAGGCCAUUGCGACAAUGAGGCAUCGUUCCGCGUGGUCAGUGUGCAACACCGUGGCUGUGACCAGAUGGUGCGAGCUGCUGAGUACGACUCAUGUACUCGCCAGUGGCGUCGCCAUCAGUGGGUGAAGAACAUCAACAGACCUCAACAUGACCAGGCGAUGCACGCCGGUAGGCUCAUCUUUUGGAGAUACGAAGAUACUUCAUUGCUUUUGCUUGACACAGCCACUGUGGAAUUUUCCAUACUUGGUCUCCCCUUCACCUUCUUCCAACCGUCAAUGUAUGCCAUAGGAGACACCGUCGAUGGUGUCUGCUGCCUUGUGGGCCUUGUUGGGAGCCUUAAGAACCUUCAUUUGCAAGUGUGGCUGCUAAAGGAGGAUGGUGUUACCAAGACGUGGGAGCCAGAGAAGAAAGUUCCAGUUAGCCAAGUGCUUGGCAGGGAUGCCCAAUUGCAUCAAGUCCAUGUUGUAACCAAUGGAGUAGCUCUUCUAGCUGGCGAUCGGUGCCACCAAUUUGCCAUCAAUCUGAAGAAAAUGUGUAUCGAUGCUGAGUUUGAGUGCAGCACUCUUGGUUAUCCUUUGCAAAUGCCAUAGCCACCUGCUGUGUUGGUGGAAACUGGUAGGGAGACUAUUAAUUAUGUUGUGGAUGUUGUAACAAAAAAACUUUCUGCAAUUGAAGAAACUGAGAUGAAUAUGAUGUUUGGCGUCCAAUGUGACAAGAUGGUUAACAAAAGCAAGACAAUCCCUACUAGCAGGCUAGAUCAUGUUGGUGACAUGAUCCCCUAUAACCAAAUGAUCGUCCAUGGCAGUGAGAUGGUUCAAGGUAUUCAUACGACUCAUGGUAAUGACACUGCUGAGUCAGUGGUACAAACCAAAUCAAGAUGUGACUGCGAGAUGGUCUCUAGUGAUCAUGGUGGUAACAUGAUCAACUUUAAACAAACAGUCAUAUGUGGUAGUGAGAUGGUUCAAGGUAUUGAGAUGACUCAUGAUAAUGGCACUACUGAGGUGACUACUGCAUCAAGAUGCAGCAACCGGAUGGAUCACAGUGAUGAGAUGAUCCACUGCAACCAAAUGGUUAUUCGUGGCAGUGAGAUGGUUCAAGGUAUUGAAAUGACUCAUGGUACUUGCACUGUUGAGGCGGCACCUACCACAUCAAGACAUGGUCGUGAAAUGGUCCCUGGUAGGAAGAUGGUUCAUGGUUGUUCAAUGAUCCGCUGUAAUCAAAAGGCCAUCCAUGACAGGCAGAUGGUUCAAGGUAUUGAAAUGCCUCAUGGUAAUGACACUGCUGAGGCAGCACCAGACGCACCACCAACCACAGCAAGACGUCGGAGAAAGAACUCCAUCAUCUGGCAGCAUUUCACAACUGAAACCGAUUCUGAUGGAUGCACACGAGCAUGCUGUAAUUAUUGCAAGAGAACCUUUGCUUGCUCCAAAACAGCAGGCACUAGCCAUCUAAAGAGGCACAUUACCCUGGGUUCAUGUCCUGUGAUGAAAGGUCAAGUGCCACCUUCAUCAGGAAGGACAGGAAAUCGUGGCAGCUGUGCUGCUAAGAGGCAAUGCCUACAUGCUGGCCCUGGAAACGAUACAUUUGAUCGUAACGGCAAUACAUUGUAUCUGGGGAACAUGGACAUUCUGACUGAGCCUCUAGCUACAAAACAAGGAAAUGAAUACUCAAUAUCAAAAUGCUUAAAAGUGUUACAUGACAUGGACAAUGUGUCGGAUGAGAUCAAGCAUCUUGCCUUUCAUGUUCUCAAGGAUGCAA